Molecule: messenger RNA, 1933 nt
Organism: Haplochromis burtoni (Burton's mouthbrooder)
Lineage: Eukaryota; Metazoa; Chordata; Actinopteri; Cichliformes; Cichlidae
Gene: poglut2
Product: protein O-glucosyltransferase 2
Exons: 10
Coding region: 299-1810 (503 amino acids)
Cellular component (GO): endomembrane system
Molecular function (GO): glucosyltransferase activity; protein binding
Source: RefSeq, a predicted model, not a curated record
UUCAUUCAGUUAAUUGUUUACUCGACUGUAAAAGAUUUUUUGAGUUAGCUGCCGGUGUGCUAGCAGCGUUAACGUUCCUGAAACAGCGACACCGCGCUCGUUCUAACCGGAUGUGAAAUGCGGUGUCUGCGGUGAGUCGUGUGAGUGUAGAUGGAGCGAAGCGAAGUUCACACGCUGCACACUGACUUCAGUCCGUCCGCUCAGUUUUCACAGAGUUGAACGAACAAUGGCAGUUUGGGCCGGCAGAGGCCGAGAGCUCGCACGACUGUAACCCGUGUGAGCCUGCGCAUUGGCCGGUAUGUCUGCACUGCGGCCGUGGUGGCUGCUCUUCUGUCUGGCUGUGCUCGGGCAUGACCUGCGGGGGUCUCAGGCGGGCUCGGCCCCCAGCGCUGCGAACACUUUAGUAUGGGGACCUGGGCUGGAGGCUAGCGUCGUCCUUCCAGCUCGAUUCUUCUACAUACAGGCGGCGGACAGCUCGGGGAAAAAUUUGACUGCAUCACCUGGUGAGAAAACCUUUGAAGUAAAGAUUGUGUCUCCUGUGGAGCAGUUCACCAGGAUUUGGAUCCAGGUCCUGGAUCGUCGGGAUGGCUCAUUCCUGGUCCGCUACCGAAUGUACGCCACCUACUCGGAGCUUCACAUCCACGUUUUGCUGAAGAACGAGCACGUUGCCAAGUCACCGUUUGUUCUCAAAGGCCCGGUCUAUCACGAGGGAUGCGACUGUCCCCGGGAGAGCGGCUCUGCGUGGGAGGCCCACAUGCACUGCCCUCCGUCCUUCGCACAGAUAGAGAGGGACCUGUCCUUUUACCCGAGCGUCGACCCAGAUCGUAACGCACAGGAGAUCCCACAGCGCUUCGGACAGCGGCAGAGCCUCUGCCACUACACCGUCAAAGACAACAAGAUCUACGUGAGGACAUUUGGGGAACAUGUCGGGUUUAGAAUCUUUAUGGAUGCCGUCCUGCUGUCUCUCACCAGAAAGGUGCGGCUCCCUGAUGUGGAGUUCUUUGUUAAUCUCGGUGACUGGCCGUUGGAGAAGAGGAAGCCUCCCGAGAAGCUUCAUCCCAUCUUCUCCUGGUGUGGCUCCAAUAACACCAGAGAUAUCGUCAUGCCGACCUAUGACCUGACCGAGUCCGUCCUGGAGACCAUGGGGAGGGUGAGCCUGGACAUGAUGUCGGUUCAGGCCAACACGGGGCCGCCGUGGCCCGAGAAGAACGCCACCGCCUUCUGGAGGGGGCGGGACAGCCGACAGGAGCGCCUGGAGCUGGUCAAGCUUUCGAGGGCUCACCCGCACAUCAUAGACGCCGCCUUUACUAAUUUCUUCUUCUUCAAACACGACGAGAGCCUCUACGGGCCGCUCGUCAAACAUGUUUCGUUUUUUGACUUUUUCAAGUACAAGUACCAAAUAAACAUUGAUGGCACUGUGGCAGCUUAUCGGCUGCCGUACCUGCUGGCGGGGGACAGCGUGGUCCUGAAGCAGGAUUCUGGGUACUACGAACAUUUCUACAAGCAGCUUCGAGCGUGGGAGCACUACAUCCCUGUCAGGGCAGACCUGGGAGACCUGCUGGAGAAGAUCCAGUGGGCGCGUGACCACGAUGAAGAGGCAAAGAAAAUUGCUCUCGCAGGUCAGCAGUUUGCCCGCAGUCACCUCAUGGGAGACACCAUCUUCUGUUAUUACUACAUACUGAUCAAGGAGUACGCCAAACUCCAGGUCACCGAGCCGAAGAUCCGGAAGGACAUGGAAGUCGUGGAGCAGCCUGCUGAUGACCUGUUCCCAUGUUCCUGCCACAGGACAAACGUGAAGGAUGAACUGUGACUGAGCUCCUCCCACUUCAUAACUGACAGCCUUUUCUUUUAAAGUGCCGAUCAAUUGUAUGACUAUGGUUUGAAUAUCUGAUUCUUAUUUUUCAAUAAAUGCUUUUAAUGUGUUCAGAGCGUG